This is a messenger RNA of Centropristis striata (black sea bass), 1838 nucleotides long. RefSeq names its product chromatin target of PRMT1a (gene chtopa). Bases 356 to 1105 code for a protein of 249 amino acids. The record is from RefSeq and is a predicted model, not a curated record. Lineage: Eukaryota; Metazoa; Chordata; Actinopteri; Perciformes; Serranidae. The transcript has 6 exons.
UCAUAAGAGCCUCUCCAUUUUCCUCUCGCGGACACUCAUCACAGCUAGCAGCACCAUUUUAGAGACGCAGCCGAGAGUCUGUCUCCUGCGGUGUUUGUUUGUUCAGACAGAGCUGAGAACAUAGAUAGAACUGCUCAUUUCUUAAAGCGCUUAUAUGGGAAUGAAGCAUAUUAUAGGUUAUAUUUAAACUCAAGAAUAUAAAGACAGCCCACACAGCCACACCGUGCCGGCACAAGCUAACGUUAGCUAGCUGCUAAAGCUAACCCCAGCUAGCUCUAAGGCUAACCCCAGCUAGCUCUGAGGCUUUUCUCAACCGACGCAACGUUCAUUGAGCCUGCAAGCGAAGUCUGUCAAAAUGAGCGCAGCCUCCUCCCAAAAAGUUGUCCUGAAAAGUACCACCAAAGUGUCCCUAAAUGAGCGCUUCACUAACAUGCUGAAGAACAAGCAGCCCACUGCGGUAAGCAUUCGAGCCACCAUGCAACAGCAGCAUUUGGCCAGUGCCCGCAAUCGCCGGCUGGCCCAGCAGAUGGAGAACCGGCCUUCGGUGCAAGCUGCUCUGAAUCACAAGCAGAGCCUGAAGCAGCGUCUGGGGAAGAGCAACAUCCAGGCCAGGCUGGGCCGGCCUGUCGGCGCUCUGAUGCGCGGAGGAGCUCCUGGAGGCAGAGGAGGAAUGCGAGGGAUGAGCAGAGGAGGCCUCAGAGGACGAGUCAGAGGAGGAGUUAUGAGGGGAGCUCUGUCCCUGAGAGGGAAGCGAGUGUCUCCUACAGGUGGCCCCAUGCGAGGUCGUGGUUCUGCGGGCCGCCUGGCAAUGCGUAGAGGAGGUCGCCACCGUGGAGGACCUGUUGGCAGAGGAGGACCUCAGUCCCGAGGCGCGCCACGAGGAGGAGGAGGAAUAGCCAGAGGUCGUGGUGGACUGCGUGGGCGUGGUGGUUUUGCUCCCCGAGGUGGUCGUGGGCGCGGGCGGGGUCGAGGUGUUGGCCGACCAGCCGUGACCCGUGAACAACUGGACAACCAGCUGGACGCCUACAUGUCAAAGACCAAAGGUCAUCUGGAUGCUGAGCUGGACGCCUAUAUGGCCCAGGCAGACCCAGACAGUAUGGAGUGACACUGAAGGACUCUGUCUCUGCAGAACUACAGUCCAGCCCAACUCACACGUGCAGUGUAGUUUUCCACCAGAUUAAUGGGCUGAGAGAUGAUUGUGCUUGUAAUUUAGAUGAGAGUGGUGACAGUCCAGGACUCUUUGUUUUGGAACAGCAAGAGAUCAAGGUUUCACUUGAAUGUGCUUCAACCACUACUCGAUUCUGCAUCAACCUGCUCCUGCAAGUCUCUUUUCCAUCUGGAAUAAGUGUGUGAAGGGACCUUUUUUAAACAUUAACAAACCCUACGGUCUAGACAUUGUUGUUUUUUUUAAUAUGUGACCUGAAAAACACUUUAAAACAUUUGGGAUGUAUGUGAAGUGUUUAACUUCUGUUGAAAACGAUUUUGAAUUACACCUGUUUUUUGUUUUUUUUACAUUUAUUUUAAAUGGGAUUUUAGCCUUAGUGUGCUCAGAUCUUUGGGUUUAAUUAAUUGGCUUAUCUUGGAAACAAUUGCAAAGCAAGACUUUUCUUUAUUUGAUGAAGAUUGUGAGCAAAGAGUUUUUAAGCCAAGUAUCCAUCUGUCAUUGUUUGUAUUUAAAACAUGUAAUACUUUGAAGUUUUUUUUGUUGCUCUGUAUCUUCCAUCUGUCAGCAUUCUUUGGUUAACUGCUGACAUUAAGUUCUACUUGAGAGCAUUUGUAUGACAUUAUCCAAAGCAAGUAAAAUAGAUUUUAAUUAAAGUGGAAAUGAUUUCCCUGAA